Molecule: messenger RNA, 1163 nt
Organism: Anolis carolinensis (green anole)
Lineage: Eukaryota; Metazoa; Chordata; Lepidosauria; Squamata; Anolidae
Gene: ppp1r1c
Product: protein phosphatase 1 regulatory inhibitor subunit 1C
Exons: 5
Coding region: 420-686 (88 amino acids)
Biological process (GO): intracellular signal transduction
Cellular component (GO): cytoplasm
Molecular function (GO): protein phosphatase inhibitor activity
Source: RefSeq, a predicted model, not a curated record
ACAGCCAGUUGGGUAAUGUACAGCAGAGAGAGAUCCUCUCUUUCAAAUCCCAGGGCAGCAGGCCAAGCCAGGCUAGUAUUGCAUUUUCAAUUAGCUUCUGAGUGAGUGCUUGGCAUGUGCAGAAGGGAAUCGGCACACAAUUAGCGUUUUUGUUCCUUUCAGCAUCACGCCGAGAGGGUUUGAAGGGCCGGAGGAGGAAUAGUACGAGCAACUCCAGACAGAGGGACGGCUGCUGGCGGAUGUGGGAGCAGGGAGUUUCUUGGGCCAAGCUGCUCCACUCCACUACCUAAUUACAGCUGUUAUUAUUAAGCAGCACUCGGAGAGGCUUCGGGGUGUGUGCCAGGGGGCAACUGCAGGCAUAACAUCCUCCUCCUUUACUUUCAGGCUCUUUUUGCUUCAGCAUCCCCAUCCUCACAGCCAUGGAGCCAAACAGCCCCAAAAAGAUACAGUUCGCUGUACCAUUAUUUCAAAGUCAAAUAGAUCCCGAAGCAGCAGAACAGAUUAGGAAAAGAAGGCCUACACCCGCGUCAUUAGUAAUUAUGACCGACUCUCCACCAGAAAUAGAUGAAAAAAGAAUGAACAACAACUCCCAAGAUGAAUCACAGAAUGCCUCUCCAAAACAGAGGAAGCAGAGUGUCUAUACUCCUCCUGCCAUGAAAGGUACUGUCCAGGGAUUAAACAUAUAAAAAAGCAGAAUGAUGCAGCAUUCCCAGAGGAAGAUGAAGGAGACAAUGAAAGAGAUGAGGAGUGGAGCCCAUAAUUGACACCAGGCAUCUGUGGAAGAGCCUUUAUUGUCACUAACUGAACUGCUAACAUUUCUGUCCUUACAAUGGAACUCCAUUGCUUAUGUUCCUGGCCAGUCUUCAUCUCCGUAUCCAGAGCAGAAGAUGGAUUUUAUGGGAGGAAUUUAUGGCACCUUGCAGAAUUGGUGUAUAUUAUCUUAUAUCUGGAGACAACCAUUUCUUUUGUAAUGACUUUACUUUGUUGGGGGGAAUUACUUCAAAUAUAUACUUCGCAACAAACUGAGGCUUCUAUCACAAGUUUAAAAUUUAAAUUUUAAAUGCCAAAGUUUAAAUUCUAAAUAUGAGCUGCAGUCUAAGAUCAGUUGUAAAUAAUACAGAUUUAAAUGCAACAAAAUAAAUACAGCAUACAUUUAAAAUAAA